Molecule: messenger RNA, 1093 nt
Organism: Sinocyclocheilus anshuiensis
Lineage: Eukaryota; Metazoa; Chordata; Actinopteri; Cypriniformes; Cyprinidae
Product: POU domain, class 2, transcription factor 1-like
Exons: 3
Coding region: 66-434 (122 amino acids)
Source: RefSeq, a predicted model, not a curated record
GGCAUAAAAAGAAUGGUGACGUUUCUAACUACAUCAAUGACUUUGCUGCACAUUUGAGGAAUACGAUGAGGGGACUUAACACAGGAAUGAACCAAGCUCUUCUUGUCAGCAACCCACUUGCUACUAUCCAAGCUCUAGCAGCCAGUGGUGGCCAGCUGCCCAUUUCCAGUCUUGAGGGCAGCAGCAAGGUGUUAAUUGGUGGUUCUGGAGGCCAAGGAGCAGGUCUCCCCUCUUCCCUCUUUCUCAACCACUCCUCUUUGUUGCCCAUGGCAACAGGCACCGGCAUGGGAUUGGGCAGUUCAGCUCUUGCCAGAACCUCAUUUCCUGUCACAGGCGGCAUGAGUCCCUCCCCUUGCUCGAGCCCCAUCUCUUCCUGCUCUUCCGGUGAUUUGCUACACAGCCCACACUCGAUUGGAGGGGCUAAAAUCGAGUGACGUUGCCCAAGGCCAAUCACAGGAGGAGGAGAAGGAGGAGAUGAAACCUUACCUGUCAACCAAAGCAUCUCUUGAUCCCCUCGCUCCCUUUCAUUUCCUCUUGUUCACACUCUCUCUCUUCCGCUCUCUCGCUCUACUGAUGCCAAAAAAAUACUGAGUAAAAGAGGGGAGAGAUGGAGAGAUGGAGUGGAAGCAGGAAGGAAGAGGAGAGGACGGAAAACGAAACCAAAAAAACACCAUGCGGCUUAGCUGGACACAGCCAAAUACAUAAAUAAAAGGAGAAUAAUAAACUAUGUAGUGCAGUAAGAAGAGGACAAAAAGAGAUCCUUGAGCACCAAAAACAACAAAGAGAACAAACUUUACUGUGUGUUAAAGAACGCUUUGAAGCAUACAUGUGGAGUACUGAAUACCAAAAAGUAUAAUGGAACUUUGAGAGUCUCACUAUGACAAAAAAAUACAAGCAUACCAAAAUCUCAAAUACCAAAAACAAACACCAAAAAUACGGAUGGAAAAGCUUUAUCCAAAGGACCUGUAAAUAGCCAACCGUCCAGGACCGGACCCAGUGACAACAAUCCAGCCAUCUCUGAGCUCAUCAUCUUACCUGCCAUGCAAUCACAUCAUGUUUUUUAUGAUUUCAUUUUAAAUAUGAAUGAGCCAGA